This is a messenger RNA of Bemisia tabaci, 908 nucleotides long. Lineage: Eukaryota; Metazoa; Arthropoda; Insecta; Hemiptera; Aleyrodidae. The record is from RefSeq and is a predicted model, not a curated record.
CGCAAGGUCGCGGGGCGGGCGUGGUUGAAAACGCGCCUCGUAUUUAAGCCCCCUCGACGGAGGAGGAGAGCAUUGUAGUGCCAUUGCUUUCGUGGUAGACAUCCAUCAAACGACAAAACCAAUCUCAAACAUGAAGGUCUUCGCUGUCCUCGCCUGCUUGAUCGCAGCCGCCGCCGCCGGCGCUCCCUACGCCUCCUACCUGGGCCCCUCCACCCUUGUCAGGGCACCCCAGUUCGACAGCGCCGUCGUGAGCCACGAGCGCCUGGGCGGAAACUUCGCCUACAAGAGCGUCGAGGCCCCCGCCUACGCCCAGGUCGCCCCCGUCAUCACCAACGUCCCCACCCCCGUUGGAGUCAGCUACUCUGCCAAGCCCAUCAUCGCCCCAGUCACCUACACCUCCCCCGCUGAGGUCAAGGUCAUCACCGCCCCAGUUGCCGUAGCCCAUGCCCCAGCUCCAGUCGCCUACGCUGCCCCCGCCUACGCCGCCCCCGCCUACGCCGCCCCCGCCAUCGCCGCCCCCGCAAUCGCCGCCCCAGCACCCCUCGCCUACGCCGCCCGUGCUGCCAUCCCCUACGCCGCCCCCUACCCCUACGCCAAGGCCUACUACCACUAGACCUUCUUCCAAGUUCCUGCCUCCAAGUAUCUCAUGUAAAUAGUCGUUCGUUCCAGCCAGGCCUUCAGAGAUUUGGAUUUGUCAACCCUUUUAGAUUUUUUCCACCUCUUUUAAAUCAGUCCGUAUGAACGCUCUCUGUGGUCUUGCCCCUCUAGACUGUUUCCUUUUAGUUUUUUUGAAAAUUACUUUCGACCAGCCAGAGUCUGCCCAGUGUAAUUUAUUCCCUCCAAGUUUUAGUCCUCUGUGAACCUGUUUUGUUUCUGUGAUAAAAUAUAGAUUACACUACACUACAAAU